This is a messenger RNA of Electrophorus electricus (electric eel), 6051 nucleotides long. RefSeq names its product RNA binding motif, single stranded interacting protein (gene rbms3). NCBI's taxonomy places the organism in Eukaryota, Metazoa, Chordata, Actinopteri, Gymnotiformes, Gymnotidae. The record is from RefSeq and is a predicted model, not a curated record. Gene Ontology annotation, molecular function: RNA binding. Gene Ontology annotation, cellular component: ribonucleoprotein complex.
ACCUGACACUGUACAGACACCACAAAGAGCAAGAGGGAGAGGAAAAGAGAGCCGGAGAGGGAGACAAAGUCAGAGGCAUAAGCAGGAAUCUGGCAGCAAGCUUUUCGGAGAAGUGAUUGCUGCCAGUGACCCCCUCUACCACCCGUUCGCCUUUGCCUCUCUGCUCUUUUCUCCUCUUUUACUUCUCCUUCUCUGCACAAACGUCUCUCUUACUAAUAGCUUAUCCCAUCCUCACCUCUCUGCUCUCCCUCCAUCUCUUCCUCUGUCACCCCUCCACCCCCUCCUUUGCGGGCAGUGUGAGAGGAGAGCGCGUCUCCCAUGCUGAGGAGUGCAACUCCCACACAGUGACAGACAGAAGGACAGCCAGAGGUCCCGUGGCACUCCCCAUCACUCUUUUUCUCUCUCCCGCCGCCCUCCUUUCCCUGCUUCUGCACGGGCGGAUCCGGCCCCUGGCCCGGGAAGCCGAGGCGUUUGGAGUUUUGCACCCAGCACGGGAGUCUCCGUAUCCUGCCACGGCCAGAGGGAUUCCAGCUACAUGGGCAAACGCUUGGAACAACAACCAAUGUACCCCCAGUACACCUACUAUUACCCUCACUAUCUCCAGACCAAGCAGUCAUAUGCCCCACCCCCACCUCCCAUGGCUCCGCCCAGCCCCAGCACCAACAGCAGCAGCCACAGUGCAGCGGAGCAGCUCAGCAAAACCAACCUCUACAUCCGGGGCCUCCCACCUGGCACUACAGACCAGGACCUCAUCAAACUCUGUCAACCGUAUGGAAAAAUAGUGUCAACAAAGGCAAUCCUUGACAAAAACACCAAUCAGUGCAAAGGCUAUGGGUUUGUGGAUUUCGACAGUCCUGCAGCAGCGCAGAAAGCAGUGGCCUCUCUGAAGGCCAGUGGAGUUCAGGCCCAGAUGGCCAAGCAACAGGAGCAGGACCCAACUAACCUAUACAUCUCCAACCUGCCUGUGUCCAUGGAUGAGCAGGAGCUGGAGAACAUGCUCAAGCCCUUUGGUCAUGUGAUCUCCACACGGAUACUCCGCGAUGCCAGCGGCGUCAGCCGAGGGGUCGGUUUUGCCAGAAUGGAGUCCACUGAGAAGUGUGAUGUGGUGAUUCAGCAUUUCAAUGGCAAGUUUCUCAAAACCCCACCAGGAGUGCCAGCCCCCACAGAGCCACUGCUGUGCAAGUUUGCAGAUGGCGGACAGAAGAAGAGGCAGAGCCAGAGCAAGUAUCCCCAGAACGGGAGGCCGUGGCCCAGGGAGGGAGAGAGUGGCAUGGCGUUACCCUAUGACCCUGCUGCAAUGCAGAAUGGGUUCUACUCCUCACCAUACAUCUCCACUAACCGCAUGAUUGCUCAGACAUCAAUCACACCAUUCAUCGCCGCCUCUCCUGUCUCCACGUAUCAGGUGCAGAGUACGUCCUGGAUGCCUCACCAACAGUACGUUAUGCAACCUACUGGUGCUGUGAUCACGCCAGCCAUGGACCACACCAUCUCCAUGCAGCCAGCAAACAUGAUGGGGCCCCUCACCCAGCAGAUGAACCACCUGUCCCUAGGCACCAGUGGCACUUACAUGCCAGCGGCAGCGGCAGCGGCUCCUAUGCAGGGAACCUACAUUCCCCAGUACGCUGCAGUGCCUGCCUCAGCCAUCUCAGUGGAGGGUGUGGUGACUGAGGCAUCCCCACAGAGCGUGGCGCCCUCUUCCCAGGACGGCAGUGUACAGCAGCCGCAACAGCCCCUGUGUGUGGACGGCACCAGCGAUCACGCGGCCACCUACUCCUACCAGCCUGCUAAAUAACAAGAGAAGGGGAGAGCAGGAGGAGGGCUGUGUGGGGGCUGUGCUGCCUGGACACUGGGAACUGGGAUGGGGACAUGGAGGACACCAGGAAAGGCUGUGCAGAAAACGUUUGGCUUCACCUUCGCACAAGCACCAAACAAAAAAGAGAAUUUAUCAGACCCCUGAGCAGAACAAGAGGAACUUUAGACCCUACAUCAUGGUCAGAGAGGAGAGUGAUAUGCAGUCUUGGAGUUUAAGCUAAAUGGCUAUUGACAACUUUACAAGACUUUUCCUUCGUGAAGUGAUGAAUUUCAAACAAGUACAAAGUUUUCCAGUUCUUUUCUGAAUGUGCAGGUGGGUUUUCAGCUGUGGUGAGUUUUCUAUUAGAUGAGGAAGCAUGUUUGUGUGUGUGUGAGAGAGAGAAAGAGACAGCGAGAGAGAGAGAGAGAGAGAGAGAGGGUGAGAGAGAAAGAGAAAAAGAAGUCUUCCUCAGAUUUGAAGCUACUUUUCAUUUUUUUUAUGAGUUAUAUUUUAGUUUUCUAGAGAAUAUCAAUGUUUUAUCAUCUUUGUUGCCUUAAUUUUGAGAAAUGUCCAAGACUUUUCCCAGUUGAACAUCUUAUUGAGAAGAAAAGAACACUAUAAGGAUGGACAAAAGGCCUGAGACAGAAGGGAUGCCUAGGAUUCCACCUGUCUAGACAAGCCAAAACGGUCUUGUGAAGACAAUUGGAAUUAGCGGAGGCGAUCCUGUGUUUAAAAGAAAGGACAGUCAAAAUAUAGUGGUGUGUUUAAAGAGAUUUUUUUUUAGAAAAAAAAAAAUGUUAAACCACUGCAUCCUGGGAAAUGCAGUUUAUUGUGUAGUGCAGAUAAUUUUUAAUGGCAUUAUUGUUUUUAUCUGCAAUAUUUUUUAUGAGCUUUAAGGUGUUUUCAGCCUGCUUUGCUUGUUUAAUUGCGGAAAAAGAAGAAAAAAAAGAUCAAAAACUAAAACCAUAAAAAAAAAAAAAAAUAUUGGCAGUGCAAAAGUACGUAGAUAGGAGCUUUGGAAUUAAAAUAAAGCAAAUGUGUGCAAAAGCAAUAGUAAUAGGAAAUUGUUGACAAUUUCUUUAGUCUUUCUUAGCUGUGGAUCAAAUGCAGCCCAUGGAUGGCAUAUUUUAAACCAAAGACGAAGAAACCCCUUACAGACAGUGGAGUAAAUCAAUUUUUUUUCUAUCUGAUAUUUUUUGGCCUUGUUGCUCUAGUCUCUGUGUCUCAGAAGUAUUUGUUUGACCUUGAUGAUCAAAUGGGUACUUAAAAUGGGGAUGGGGGCGGGGUUAUAGGUUUAAACUUCCUUCCACUGCUGCAGCUUUUCUGUCAAUCAUUCAGACUUAGAAGAAGAGAGAGCAUGUGUUGUAUUGGGUGUAGUGCCUCCCCAGCAGAUGGCAUCAGAGAAACAGCAGAAGGAAUUUUCUCUCUCUCAGCUGAGCACGCUGUACAGCACUGUUACAGCACCCCCCGGGUCACUGACUCAAGGUCUAUUCAGUGUUACAUAUUCUGCAUGGGUCCUCUGACAAACUUGUGUUAAGGAAAUCUCAUAUCCCAGUGUUGCUAACAUGUCAUUCCUUUUGCCAAAGUAGGAAUUCAUCCAAGUCAAAGAAAUUCCUCAAACUUGUGUGUAUUUAAACUCUCUGCAGUUAGCUACCUCAAUUUAAGGCAGUUCCACCAAGAGGAAACAGGAAGCUAAUGAGGUUAUGUAUCACCUUCUGGUUGUGAACUACCUGAAAGGUUGUGAGUUGAUGCUUUGGGACCAGUGGGAAAAGCUAUGCUAUGCUCAUGUAACAUGGUAGAUGUUAAACGAAUACUUAAAUGCUCUACUUUAUUCCACUAUAAAAUAACUUCAUGUUCACAUUGGUUGAAACCCUCCAACUGAGAAAGUUUGUUUGAGUGACAUAACGAACUCACCUUGUGAAGGUGGCAUAUAAGGUUAUCUGUCAAUACUGGACAGGUUGGUCUCUCCCGUGCCUUCUUGCAAAAGGACAAAGAGCUAAAGCUCCAAACCAGAGAGAGACAAACUAAACUUAAAUAUAGUUUAGGCCAUCCAUCUCAGAUCUCAUCAUUUUUGGCAAGCCAGUUCACAAGAAGGUGAUGUAGAAAGUAAGAGUCAGUUUAGGAAAAAUGACUUUCGUUUGAGAAUAAAGAAAGAGUUUCGCUGCUGUUCUUAAUCUGCCAUGGCAUAGAUCAUUAGUUUUUGGCCAGAUGAUUUGAUAACACUAAUUCAUCAUGGAGCUUAAAUACACAUGGUGACAGUCAGCUCUGGUGGUGUUCUUUAUCCUACACAUUCUCCAUUUAGAGUUUCACAAUCGAUGUUAUUUUGUAGGUUCUUCUAAAGUACCCUUUUUAGAUCCCAUAAAUCUUCAUUACAAUAAGGAAACACUUUUUUUUUAUUCUUGUUCCUUGUGAAUUAAAAGGAAGCCAUUUCAGUUUGCUGAAUAUUAAAAUCCAGAGCCAGAGAUUUUUACUAGACUCACUCAGUGCUUGAUGUUCAUCUGUGUGCGCGGUGUCCAUGUUGUUUCUGGAACUUCAUCUCUCGUCAUCUCUUCACAGAGGGGACCUCUGGGUGCUAACCAAUUUGUUCCACAGCAUGCACUAGGUACCAUCCUAUACAAGUGAGUGAUGAUCAGUUAGCCACUAGGGGUCAGUGUAACAGCAAUGCUGGUGAUUUGUAGUGACAAGAGUCUUCUGUGUAUUCCUUUUUUGAUGUUGCUAAAGCAAACUGCUAGCUGCUGAAUGAGAGAUGAUAGAAUAGAAUUAGAAUUUUAUUACUAUGGAUAAAACAUUCUUGCAAUGGCCUAAUUAUGCUAUUUGGUGGUGGGGUGGGGGUAGAGGUGGGCUUGAGUAGAAUGUGUGUUGUCUUCUGGAAGAAGAGUAAUGAAUUUCAGUUUGUCUCUGCCAUGCGUUUUGACAAGGACGAUGUGUAGGCUACAUUGCAGCUAAUCUGUCCAGUCAGUGUCAAGACUGAAUAGCUCUGUUACAAUAUGGAGCGCAAGUUAGAUACAUUUUCAUUUCCCUUGGCUAAAAAGAAAACACAUAUUUAUAUCUGUUCGUUCUACUACCUUUCUGGAGAGUUCAUUUUAUCUUGUAAUUGCUGCUAUCAAGCCUUCUUUAUUGGAGGGCCACAGUAGCAGAUGGGAAUUGAUUAAAUGACUGCUGCUUUUUAAACAAUCACGAGGACCACAGUCUUAGCAGUGGUGAUUCACACGUACACCUUUCAGAUCACAUCCGUCCAGCGUAAAGCAUCCAAAUGCCCCCUGUCUUAUAGAAAAUAUAGAUGUGACAGAUAUUGAGUGAGAUGCCCUAAGCUGUAGAACAGUUCUCAUUCUACUUGGUUUGCUGCAGUCUACAUUAGGUAAGCCAUGCUCUUCCCUUCCUAAUGGGGUUUUCACACUGUAAAAUCCAACAGUAAGCCAACUUAAAAUAAUAAUAUAUAAGUAAAAUAAUUUUUCACUUGUUUGAAAACUACAAAUUCAUUUCUACUAAAUUUAAAUUUAAAUGAUGCCCAAGAAAAUUACAGACUGUUCUGGAACUGUUUUGAAUUCUUCAUAUAAUGUGAACAGGUAAAUAGACUCCAAAUGUAUAUUUGACACCUGACUUACUUAUGUGACAGACGGUUUUCUAACACUUCAGGACAGUUUCCCAGGUAAGGAUUAAGCCUGUUCUUGGUCAAAAGUGUAGUGCCAAUGCUAAUUCAUUAUUUAUAGCCUAGGUUUGGUUUUGUCCAUGUCAGGGAAUCUGGCAACUUGCAUUAUUUGAGUAAGCUUAUUGCUGGGUUUUACAAUGAACACUGAAACACUUCCUUCUUUUCUAACACGACCCAUUAUUUUAUUAGCCAUUGACAUCAAGUCUUCAGCUCUAAUUGGGUGUCCGAGAUAAUCAUCAAUUUAGAAUGUUCAUUGACCUAUCAAGACCUCUGGUUUUAGCAAGGGGAGGGUCAUGUAGCGUCAGUAUGGAAAAUAAUUUACUAUGUUCUACCAAAUUCAGCCAAAACAGCAAAACCUCUAUAAGAAAUUAACUUAUUGACAGAGGAAAUAGAAGACUAUUUAUGGAAUUCUUUUUAUUUGUAGAAGAGUUGUGGAGAGACUUCUCGAGCAGUUCUCAGAUGCAGUUCUUUGUUUUGCUGCACACUCAUGCCUCCCAUGUGUUCGAGUCGUGAUCCUGAGAGUUUCUGUAAAUCAGUGGAUGUUGAGUUAACAUUUCUGUUUAUUAUUUUUCUUUCAAUGAAGCUUUCAAUAAAAAAAGUUAAAAUCUCA